Messenger RNA from Lutra lutra (Eurasian river otter), 12315 nucleotides. RefSeq names its product dynactin subunit 5 (gene DCTN5). The record is from RefSeq and is a predicted model, not a curated record. NCBI's taxonomy places the organism in Eukaryota, Metazoa, Chordata, Mammalia, Carnivora, Mustelidae. Bases 110 to 658 code for a protein of 182 amino acids. The transcript has 6 exons.
AGGACUCCCAGAGCGGAAGUGGAGGAGCGGCCGGAAGUCGCCCGAAUUCCAGUCAGACCGACCGGCUGACAGGCAUUGACAGGAACGGAGCUGCGGGAAGUUGGUGGCCAUGGAGUUGGGCGAGCUGCUUUACAACAAGUCCGAGUACAUCGAGACGGCAUCUGGAAACAAAGUUAGUCGCCAGUCGGUAUUGUGCGGAAGUCAGAACAUCGUUCUCAAUGGCAAGACCAUUGUGAUGAAUGACUGUAUUAUCCGAGGGGAUCUGGCAAAUGUAAGAGUUGGACGUCAUUGUGUUGUGAAAAGUCGGAGUGUCAUAAGGCCACCAUUCAAGAAAUUCAGCAAAGGCGUUGCAUUCUUUCCUUUACAUAUCGGGGACCAUGUCUUUAUUGAAGAAGAUUGUGUGGUCAACGCAGCUCAGAUUGGCUCUUACGUUCACGUUGGCAAGAACUGUGUGAUUGGGCGCCGAUGUGUGUUGAAAGACUGCUGCAAAAUUCUUGACAACACAGUAUUACCCCCAGAAACUGUGGUGCCACCAUUCACUGUCUUCUCAGGCUGUCCAGGACUGUUUUCAGGGGAGCUCCCAGAAUGUACCCAGGAGCUGAUGAUCGACGUCACCAAGAGCUACUACCAGAAGUUUUUGCCCUUGACACAGGUCUAGUGUCUCUGCCUCAUGUCUCAAAUUCAUGUGAGCUCUAAGAUGAACUUGGGGACAAAGUGAGCCAGCCAGCAUCUACAAAGAGCUCUUGUGUCUUUGAUACCUUUCACCUUCUUUUUCUGUUUGUCUGGUUUUGUUUUAUUCUUUAGAAUUUCUCAAUCCUUCUAGGUUCUAAGCUCUUAAGACUUCAAUAACAGAAUGUCUAAAGGAGUUGUGUCCAAAUGCUGUGCUUAAACCUUAUCUAUUAACGGUCCCUUCAUGCCAUUAUCUGUGGAACACAGAAUCAUCUGUUCCCAACACUCCCACCCGCUUGGUCCUGUGGAUGACAGGAUUCUGCCAAAACAGGCCCACAGAGCAGAGCACUGUCCCAGUGUGAUGGCUGUGAGCUGUUCUAGUGCUCACGGCCAUUAGCUGCCCACAAUAAACACUGCUCACAUGGUUCGCUCUUACUUUUCCUGAGUUGCCACAGUUGCCCAUGGUCUUGCAGUGUGGGUGACUUUUCAGAGCCCAGAUUCCUGUUGGCUACUAAAACUUGAAGGGAGGGGUGGUUAGCAUUUUUUUCUUCUUCCUGAAUUGACCUUAAGUGUCUUUUUAGCCCAGAGUAAUUAAUAAAAGACUUUCUGGCAUUCUGUUCUAGGGCCUUUAGCUUUCACUAAAAGGGGGGCCCUCAGCACCCAGAUUUUAUUUUUGCAAAGACCCAAGUAGGAGUCUGCUAUAUGAAUGGACUAGUCUGGUAGUCACUACUUGCCUCACAGUAUUUGGAGGCAACAGCAUAUGCCUUAUUUCCUUGAAGACAUAGCAUUUGUGACACUUGUCCUAUGGCCUAGAGCCAUUCAUCCACUCUAUUUGCCAUAAACCUCACAGUUCAGACCAAAAUAUCUCUACCUAGACCCAAUCACAUAUAUACACAGGGGCCUCUUAAAUCAUUCUGUGGGCACAGAGCUCCAAGGAGUAAAUGAAUUUACUAGUAUUGUUAUUAACCAUCUCCUGAAUAAUAACACAACCCUGCCUGGUUCUGCUCUGACCUCUUGGUCUAAACAGAAGAUUUAGAAGGGAAGGUCUGAGAACCUUGGCUUUGCUUAAUGCUUUGAUUCUUCUGUGAACAGGGUAAGACGGUUCAGCCUUGGAGGUUAGGAUCUAGCAGGAACUGUCUGGACUUAAUAUGUGGUUGUGGGGUUUGUUAAAAUGGCUAUAUGUGAUGAUCUCCUCUAGGUCAAUGUAAAACUGUUUUCCAGUUUGUCUUUUUUUUUUUUUUUUAAUGCAUUAAAAGAUUGAUACGUGAAACAAAUCAUUUGAAAGUGAUCCCUAUCCUCCUCCGUGAUGGCUACCUCACUUCCUCGGCUGCUUCCCUGCAUGCCUGGUGCCCUGCUAUAGACUUUACAUUCACUAGUCUGCUUAUGGCUCAUGCCAGCCCAGGAGGUGGGAUGUUAUUCCCAUUUUAUAGAUGAGAGAAAACUCAAAGAUCUUAGAUAACUUGGUCCAGUCCCUACAGUGACAAAGUGGCUGAUCCAGGAGUCAUACCCAUGUCUGUCUGACAGCAUAGCCAUGCGAUUCAGCUCUGCCCUGGUAAGAUGAGAUUAAGCUUGCCCUUGGAGCACAUCUGCUGUGUGCCCUGACACCAGCAGUCUGUGAUGGUUGUAGGGUUUUUGUUUUGUGUUGGGGGGUUUUUUGGGUCAUUUCCUGGCAUCUUCCCCAGUUCCCUUCCCCUUUUGUGCCACCAUAAAGACAAAUGUUGGAAUUGACAGAGCUUUGAUGCUGUCUAAGCUAACCUCUCAUUAGCUAGUGAGAUAUUCCAGGGCACAUCUAACAGAAUUUCCAUCCAGCCUGUGUUUGAAUACCUCUAAAAAGAAGCUGACCGCCAUGCAACUGACUGUCCAUUUUCCUUUUCAGUUUAUCCUUUCCAGCUUCAUUGAGAUGUAAUUGACAUAUCAUUUUUUUGACUGCCUAUUUUGUUGUGAACAAUGGAAAUUAAGAGAAAGUGGGAUUGUUUAAAGCCUCCUAAACAUGAUUUUAAAAACCUUAAGUAGUAACUCAAGUACCUGAUUGCAAAAAUCCAAUCCAGUUAGUAAAGAGGGGACAUACAGUGAAGUAGAAUUUCCCAAUCCAGCAUCCCAGUUCCAUGUUCUACUUCCCAGAGGCAGCUACUGAACAGUUUUGGGUAUGUCCUACAAGAGACAGUCUUCAGGCACGAGCAGAUAAAUACGUGUACCUUAGCCUCUCUAUGCAUACAAAUGUGAGCACAUGGUAGAUGUGCUGUUCUCGUCUUGCUGCUUUUACUUAAUGAUACGCCUUAGAGAUGUUCCAUAUUUGGCACAUACAGGUGACAAAAAUAGCAGUUGCUAAUAUUUAUAGAGUGUUUACCAAGUACCAGUUACUCUUAUGAGUUCUGUACAUUUAUUAACUUUUUAAUACAACCACCAUAAAGUAGAUACACUUACUGUCCUCAAGGAACAGGAGGUUAAGUAAAGUGCCCAAAUUUAUACACCUAAUAUGACAGUAAGUCAAAGCAUUCUAGUUCUAGAGCCCAUACUUUUAAAGAUUUUAUUUUCUUCAUAUUAUUUUAUUUUAUUUUAUUUGAGAGAGCACAAACAGGGGGAGGGGCAGAGGGAGAGGAAGAAGCAGACUCGCCUCUGAGCAGAGAGCCCGACACGGGGCUCGAUCCCAGGACCCCGGGAUCAGGACCUGAGCCGAAGGCAGAGGCUUUAACCCACCGAGCCACCCAGGCGCCCCCAGCCUGUAGUUUUUAUCACUAUGCUGGAAUUCCUCCCCACUAUAAUACCUUUCAUUGCCCCGGAUUGUAUCAUCUGGCCAACCCUCGCUAUACAGAAAACUGAGAAAGUAUUUUGCUUUUUCAGGCAGGCAAGGGUGAGGGAGUUGGGAGUGGAUAUUGGAUGAAUUAUCCAACAGUGUCUGCCACAGACAGUUCCUUCUGAGAAGACUGUCCCCUUGCAGUGUGCCCUGUUGUUAAACUGCAGUUGUGGUUUAAGAAGCUAAUCAGAGCAGGUUUCAUGGGAGAAUUAUCUUGCUUGCAGUCAAGAAAUAGUGUCUUAAAAUUCCGUACCAUAUGGUUGGCACUCUAUAGAGGAAUCUGCAAGCUGGAUUAGACAAAAAUCCAUUUAGACUGCUUUGUUACAAGUGUUAGAAAUCCAGCUUGAGCCAAUUUAAGUAAGAAAGGGGUUUUAUUGGCUUGCACAAGAAAUCAUGGAAAAGACUAGCUUGAGAUGCAGUAUAGUAUGGACCUUAGACAAGUUACUUUAUCUCUCUGCUCUAUGUCCUAAGCUGUGCAACGGGAAUGACAAUAGUACCCCAACAGGAUUGGUUCGGAUUAAAUGAGCUACUAUGUGUAAACAUCAAAGAUAGCUACUAGCACUCUGUAGGUAAUAAUGUUACCAUUGCAGGGACAACAAUUCCAGAGAUUUAAACCCCAUAUAUAGCUCUUUAUCGUCUAUAUCUUUUUAAGAUUUUAUUUAUUUGUUUAUUAUUUUUAAAUAUUUUAUUUAUUUAUUUGACUGAAAGAGAGAGUACAAAUGGGGAGCGGCAGGCAGAGGGAGAGGGAGAAGCAGGUUCCCCGCUGAGCAAGGAACCUGAAGAGGGGCUCAAUCCCAGGGCCCUUUGAUCAUGACCUGAGCUAAAGGCAGAUGCUUAACUGACUGAGCCACCCAGGUGCCCCUGUUUUCUAUAUCUUUUUCAUCUGCACAUUAGUAAAGGUAUAAACUAGACCACUGUAACAAAGAAGCCAUGGAAAUACCAUGGCUCCAGCAAGUUAGAAGGUUACUUCUCUCUCACCUAAGAGUGCAGGAAUAGGCAGGUUAUUAGAGCAAGUAGGUGGCUGGGCCCCAUGAAGUCAUCAAAUAGUGAAGCUCCUCCUGUCUUGUCAUAUGGCCAUACUUAGGUACAAGGGAAGCUGUAAAUUUAGUCACAGACUGGGUAGCCAAAACUCUGAGGAGGGAGAUUCUAACAAUAAAAGGGAGAGGGGAAGAUUCAGCAUAAGGAGACAUUAAGCAAGCUCUCGCAGGCUUGUGUGUUGGCUUCCUUUUCUCCUACUGCAAACGGGCUUUCUCCAUGCAUUGGGGCACGUGGCAGCUGAUAGCUCCAAACUUGUACCCUCCCAGCUUGGUGACCCUGAAAGAAAGGCUUCUUCCCUCCAGUUCUAAUUUGGAAAAGUCCCACAGAAAAGUUCUCAGUGACUUCUGGUGAGUCCCAUACCCUCUUAGAUUAAUCACCGCAGCCAAGGCCUUGCAGUAAACCUGAUGCGGGUCAUGAGCUUUCCUCCGUCCCCCCAUGGUGGAGAUACAGCAGAGCCCAUCACCAAAGCAAGGUGCUUGGAAGGCAGAAACAAUAGCUACUGCAAACAGUAAAAGAGUCUAUAACUAUAGACUGAUACUGUUAGAAAGGCUGUUGACAGUCUUAUGUAUCCUAGGAAAGACCAGCUGGACUCUGUCUCCAUGGUGGCUCUCACCCCGGGACAAUCUGUCACCAGAUAAUUACCUUUAAAAUCCCAGAGAAGAAAGUCUCUUUGUCUUCACAGUACUCCCAGAAGAGCAGACUGAUGGGAGAAACCUCCGUUGGGACUCUUUCCAGUUGGCUUAGGGUGGAUGGGGGAUUCACUGGCUCGUGAUGCUGAUAAGGCCAGAGCCAGAUGGGGCUUCAGGCUGUAUUCCAAGACUCACAACAGCAUCAUCAGGGAUCUGUCUCUUCAGCUCUUGACUCUGCUUCCCUUUGAGUUGGCUUCAUUCUCAGGCUUCAAGAGCGACCCUGCAGCUCCAGUUAUUGGUAGAAAGAGCUCCCUUUUCCUUUUUUUUUUCUUUCUUAAAGUUGUUUUAUUUAUUUAUUUGAGAGAGCACAAACAGGGAGAGGGUCAGAGGGAGAAGCAGACUCUCCAGUGAGCAGGGCCCCAAUGUAGGGCUCAGUCCCAAGACCCUGAGAUCGUAAUCCGAGCCGAAGGCAGCCGCUUAACCAACUUAACCAGGGCGCCCCAAGAGCUCCCCUUCCUUGACAGAACCCCUGGACCAGGCUGUCAUUGGCCCAAACCUGGGCUGUAUCCAGCCUCAAGUAAUCAUUGUGGCCAGGAAGGCGGAAUGCACUGAUUGCCUAGACCUGAGGCACAUACCCACAUGGCCUGAGAGCUGGCACCUGGUGGUUGGGUGGGGGUUGAUAUUACCAGAAGAGGAGAAGAAUGGAUGCUGGGUAGGAAAAAUCACCUGCUGUCCAGUUCAAGCCUCUUCCUUUCCUCUGGUGGUCUUCACUUCCUCAGUCUCCCUGCCUACCCUUACCACCUGUCCAAUCUCUCAUUACUCUUGGUCUUAUUGGGGGCAGGGGGAGGGCAGCGUGCCUUGUGAGAGGUAGCUAAGCCUGGCACAGAGAGGAUGUUGCUUAGCUAAAGUGGAGUGUUCAAUAAAGAGCCAUUUAGAGGAUGCUCUUCUGCCUGGGACUCCUUCCUCAUGGACCCAGUAGCACUUUGCGGAGGGACCCUUGUCAAGAUCUGGAUAAAAUUCUAGUUAUAUGCUUGUGUUCUUGUCUGAGCGCACCCAGCUAUGAGCUCCUGAGGAAUCAGGUGUGAGCCUGUGGGUAUCCAGCAUAUACUUAAUGGGGUGAUUAUGUGGAUAUGAGCCCCUCCUCCUCUGAGUCCCUACCCAGCCUAGAUAAGUCUCACAUUGUGGGAUCCCUGGUGCAGGGGACAAGGUUGAAUGACUGACUCGUGUGCCUCCUGUUGACUGAUCUGUUGCAUGUGGUUGCACAGGGCUCCCAUGGUCAGUUGGGAUCUGCAGUGGCUUCUGAAUUAGUCACUUUUGCAUGGGCCAUUUCACUCAAGGGCUCGAGGCCACAGUUCCCUUCUUAGUCACUCUGACCCAUGUGGCUGAUGGCAGACUUGAAGUGACUCAGACAAACAUUGCUUUUAUUUCAUACAUCCUUGGAAGUUUCUAAGCUAUAAAGAAGAGAUCUUGGUGGCUAGGGAGGCCUUUCUUGGUGUAUUGAUCUGGCCAAUGAGAGCCCAGAGGGGUCUAGAACAUGGAGCCCCAGACAUGUUUUGACUUGCCCUCGGCCGUUUUCCAGGACAAAUUAGCAUUAAUGGACCUGGUUGGUUGCCUUGGGUGAUCAGAUCUAGCUGGCUGGUCCCCUGGGGGGUUGGCUUCUAUGGAGCUGUAAGGCCCCUGUAAUGACAUUGGCAGUGUUGAGACAAUGUGUUAUGGCUUGGUUAUUUCAAAACAGUUGUCAGCCAAGGAAACAGUGUUCUCUGAUGGGGGCCCGGGGGCCCUUUUUUUUGGGUCAUAGUGGUGAAGAGUGUGGGCACUGGAAGCAGGCAAAUCAAAAUCCGGCCCUGCUAUUUACUAGCCUUGUGACUUUGGGGAGGUUGACUCCUCUUGUGGAACCUUGGAUUUCUCAUCCAUAAAAUGGGGAACAUGCGUAGGGGUUGUUAUGAGGAUUUAAAUGCGUCCAUACAUGUAAAGCAGGAAUCUUGGCUCAGGGUAAGCACUCAAUGACUGGUAGGUUUAACAACUAUUAUUAGGAAGUGAUACAACUUGAGUGAAAUCCCUCAUAGUAUAAGGGACAACAUUCUUACAUAUUUUUAAAUUUAGAAUAAAAUUAAGAACAUCUGUUCAUUUAUAAUCAAUCCACCACAAACAAGAGAUCACCCUUCGUUGCCCAGCACUUAUUAGAAAACAUUUAAUCCUCCCAGCUAUCAAAACUAUCAACUAUCUUUACAACUCAUUAUACAGAGGAGGAAACUGAUCUUCAGAGAGGUUAAGCAAAUUUGCCCAGUAUCACACAGCUCAUUAAUGCAGCUAGAAUCAAAGCCAAGUCUUAUCUGGCUGCAAAGUCCAUGUUUUAUGCAGUUCCCCCAAUAUCCUGGGCCUCCAAAAGCACUUGGCUCAGAGGAGGAUCCUUGCUGCCCAGUCAGUUAAUCCUUUGUUUUUAAGUCCUUAAGUUUUUGCUGGUGGGUUGGCCACACCUACUUUUCAUAAUGCACUCUGACCCAGACUCAGGACUUCCCUGCUUCUCCAAGGAGAGGAGAUGGCGUGUUCUGUAUCUCCAAGUCUGUUUGCCAUCACACAGAUGGUUCAUACAUAUGAAAAUCAUCCAAGAGAAGAGACAGGAAUGGAGUCCACACCCUCUCUGGCUUUCAGACCUUGGGUCUGGACAUCCACCCCUGGUCUUUUUUGGUCCUACCAACACACCUCUUCAACUGUAUUCAGCUAACAUUUAGUGUCUUUGGGGCAUGCUUUCUGGCUUUACAUAGGAACAGUGAGAGCCUGCUGAAGCAGUAGUGCCAGAGGAAGGGGAAAAUAAGGAAGUCUGAGACUCAGGAACUGCAAGGCCUCUUGGAGACCCUUAGCUUCUGGGGAAUAGCCACAGUUUCUCUUUAUUUCAGUAAUCACAACAACAGCAGGCAUGGCCAUGUGCCUGGUGUGUUUGAAGUGCUGUCCUCACAGAAGCAUUUCACAAGAACCUUCAGAGAGAGGCAUGUCCCACAUAGAUGGACAUGAUUCUCUCCAUUUUAUAGAUGUGGAAGUAGAGGCACAGAGAGGUUAAAUAAUUUGCCCAAGGUCACACAGCUAGUAAGGGGAGGAACUGGUGUUUGAAUCCAGGGUUCCCUGGUCCAUGAGUUUAAGGUAUACAUCAUACUGCUUUUUGGUAGGGAGGGAGGGAGUGAACAAAUGAGUCUGGGAUUAGUGGCUAGCCAGACAGACAAGGCCCCCACAGGCAGCAUGAGGGGUAUGUUGGAGUCGGCAGAGUUAGGUUGCAAUUCCAGCUCUGCCACCUCCUGCCUAUGAGACCUAGGGCAGUAGCCUAAUCCAGAAGGGCUUAUAUGCUCAUCUUCAAAAUGGGAAUAAGGCCGUUGUGGGGAUUCAGGGAGAUCAUCUCUGUAAAGCUUUUAGCCCCAUGCCUAGCAUCUAGUAAGGGCUCAGUAAGGGUUCACGGACACUCUGCAAAUAGAGGGUAUUAAUGUGGCAUAAUUGCAGCUGUACUGAUCAAAAGUCCAUGUUGACAGCAACUAGAAAGUUAUAUGAAAACAGUUGUUAAAGAUCGGAAGGGAAUUAAAGUUUCUUCAAUGCUUUAUCAUUUCUUUAAAAAUGUUCCUAAAUGGAAUAAAUAAAAUAUACAUGCAGUUGAUGUUAAGUGGCCUUUUAUCUCAUUGCUUCAAAGUCUUAUCUUAUGAGGCGUUAUUUCUACCUCUGCAAAAAAGAGCACUUCAGGUCUGUGGUUAUAGUUCUGUCAAUGCUGAAUUUGCUAGGGGUUUGAGUAAAUUUGCAAUGAGAAAAAAAAGGGAAGUUUUAAAAAAUGACUUUGUAUUUUGUGGCUUCUGUAUCUGGAAAUAUGAUAAAACUGAUUUAAAAUGUUAUAUAGUUACAAUUUCAUAAAUGCUAGAGGGAUCAUCCCAAUCAAAGAGAGAUGCAAAGAAAAUUAAAUCAAGAAGUUGUUGGUGGGAUACGGCUUUCUCCUCUUUGCUAUGAAUGGUGUGUUGGAGUUUAAAUUCUUUGAGUAUUGGAACCAGAACAAGUCUUCAGGACCGAUGAUUUUUGCUGUGAUUUUUGUCUGUUGGAACCUCUGGAAGGGAAGACAUCAAAGAGAGGCAAUUUCUGGAUGGCAGUGCACAUUCGGAAUUGGGGAAAGCAGUUAAAUUGCCAUUGAGCCCUAGUGGAAAUCCAGUGUCUGACGCGUGGAGGCUGAUAACUAGCCAGUCUGACGCACGUGGUUUGGUGCGAGUCAGUCCGGACUCCAAGACUGAGAGCAGAACACAGAAGCUUUGCUCAUCGCUUGGACCUGGACCAUGGCUGUCAGGCAUUGCAGUAUGUCUUUCUUCAACAAGCCAAAGAGAAGCAGUUGGCUGUCUUGGAAUCCCAGAUUCCCUGAUUCUUUUUGUCUGGACGUGACAAAGCUGAAAACUGUUACAGGUUGCCGGUAGCUGUUUCAGUCCCAGCAGGAGCUGUGCUGCCCUGGAAGCAGACCCAGGCUCUGUGAAUUGGACUCGGACCCUGCGACCACUGGGAUUUAGGACCCCUUCUGUGGAACUUUAAAGGAUGAAAACCUCCAUCGUGGAUGCUGGCUGGACCAUCAGGCCACACUCACAUCCCCACGGAAGAGGGCUUGUUCUCUGACGGGACCAUCAAAGAUCAAGCUGCUGGUCAGCUCUUCUUCACUAAUGGGGAGGCUACCCCAAUCCUAAUUUGUGAUCCCUGCCAACAGCAGCACGUUGGGGGAUGGCUCAUCAGAGGGAGUGUGACCCCUCCACUUGCUGUUGACAGCUCAGACUCUGGGCCUUCUUGACAGGGAUGUCUCACUGCCGCUAACUUGUGUUCGGCUUUCUAGAUUAGUUGCAACUCACCACAGUGGGCUGAUAGCCUGAUUCUACUUCCAUACUACACCCCGCCGCCGCCUCGCCGCCCCAUCCAUACUUGGUAAGGUAGGUUCAUUAUCUGAAUAGAGCUGUCUCCAGAGAGGGAUUGAUCAAGGCUGUUCACUGGAUAAAAGGAGUGGGAGGUUCUGUGAACCCAUUUUGAAAUUUUUUGAAAAUUCAGGCUUUCAUCCUCAUUAGUCAGCUAGGGCUGCCAUCACAAAAUGCCAUAGACUGCGGGGCUUAAAUAAUAGAAAUGUGUGUUCUCGGUUCCGAAGGCCAGAAGUCCAAGACCAGUGUGUCGGCAGGUUAGAUUUCUCUUGAGUCUUCUCUCCUUGGCUUGCAGGUGGCCACCUUCUCGUGUGUCCUGCCAUAGUCGCCCCUCGGUGUUGUCUCCUAAUCUUCUCUUCUUACAAGGACACCAGUCAGGUCAGAUGAGGGCCCACCCUAGUGACCCCAUUUUAAUUGAAUCACCUCUUUGAAAGCCCUGUCUCCCAAUACAGUCACAUUCUGAGGUACUGUGGGUGAGGGUUUUAGCAUAGGAAUUGGUGGUAAGGGGGUGGUUAGGGAUACAGUUCAGCCCACAUCCCGACCAAUUCCUGAAUUUGUCUUUCUGGCUAAGUGAGAUAAAAAUGUUUAUCUGCAAAAAUGUAUUUGUGCCUCCUGCAUACAUACCCUUGCAGAUAAAAGGCCUGGAGGAGGAGAAGAGGUAAUUGAAAGAAUGUUGUUGGGUUGCUGAACGUCGGGGCUGCAGAUUUUGUAACAGUGGAGAAAAAUCCUGACACCUGGGGAGCCUUGGGCAAGUCGGGGGGUGGCAUUUACAAUCUUGGUUCUUCAGAACUCUAUCUGGAAGCUUUCUGCUCUUCCUGACAUCAGACUCCAGAGCUGCCCUUCCAGGCACUGGAGUGCUUUAAGUUCAGACCGCCAAGCCUGUGCUCACAGCUGGCACCGCUGACUGGAGGGCCUUGGCUCCUGCACUUUCCACAUGCAACGGACACUCAUGAGAUGCAUAAACUUGUAUCAUGGACAAGCAGAACCAAGGGCUGGUUGGAUCUUUCAGAUUGGACUGGAAACUCCCGGGCAGGAGGCCACAUGGCAGGAGGCUUACAUGGGGGCCCUGUUAACCUCCACUGCCUAACAUAUGUCCUGCUUGAGGUUCCCUAACAUUGCAAACUCGUUUCCCGGGGGACCUUCUUCCCUCUGGGAUUGUACUUCUGCCUUUGUGCCCUCUUGCCACACUGCCUCAGUCCUGGAAGGCUUCAGAUCAGCUUGAAUGUACUGGCUGUGCUGGACUUGAAUUGGUACCUCGGGCCAGGUAGAAAUGAAUCAUACAGAAGUUUGGAGGAAGCCACUUGGCAUUCUAAGAUAGACUGCGUUUUUUUGUUUGUUUGUUUGUUUUUUGUUUUUAAAUUUGAGGUAUAGUUCACUUAUACCGUAUCUAAAAUAGACUUGCAUUGUUAAUGGGAUUUAUUUUAACUGGCUUAAACACGGGACCCCUAAGGAGCAUAACUGAGAUCAGUAUACUGCAGGAUGGUCCCAUCCUUUUGCAUGGGGUCCUACUGAUAAUAAAUUUGCUGUAUAGAAGCCUGGGCCAACAGCCUAGGUGGAGGCCAGUACAGAAGAGAGUUAAUAGAAUAGGCCUGACACUGCUCUCCUUGUCUGCAAGGCUGACCCUUUGCUGACACCUGGAUAAUUGGAUGUGGAGAGGGUUCUCAACACUCCCUGAAUGAUAUGAGUGGCUCCCUGUGCCUGAACUGUGUAAAACAAUAUGGUUUAUGCUGAAUACCUGCUUUCCUUCCAGGAAUCCAGCAUUUUGUUAUGUGCUAGACAGAGGGCGCCUACUUGACCAGCCCCCAGUAAAAGCCCUGGGUACUGAGUCUCUAAGGAGCUUCCCUGGCAAAUAACAUUUCACACUUGUUAUCGUAACUCACUGCUGGAGGAAUUAAGUGUGUCCUGUGUGACUCCACUGGGAGAGGGCUCUGGGAAGUUUGCACCCGGUUUCCUCGGCACUUUGUUCUCUGUACCUUUUUCCUUUGCUGAUUUUGCCUGGUAGCCUUUCGCUGUAAUAAAUUAUAGCCUGAUGACAGUAAGACUCUAUGCUGAGUCCUGUGAGUAGUCAUCAAACUGUGGGCUGGUUUUGGGGGCUCCCAAAACAGGGCACACGGGGGGCUUCUGAGUGUUGGUAGUGUUCUCUUCCUCAUUUUGGGUGUUGUUUACGUGGGGUGGGUUCAAGUUGUGAAAAUUCAUUGAGCUGUACAGUUAUGUGAACUUUUUCUCUACGUAUCUUAAACUUCAAUAAAAAGAUUACCCACCACAAGGAUAA